AUGAUCAUCGGGAUUCCCACAUCACAUGUUUCCCGACCAGAUUCCAUGGGAUGGUUUUUUACGAAGACAGGUCGGUAUACGGUUAAAUCGGGAUACGCGCUAGCACAAAAAAUGCUGGCGAAUGAUAGCCCCAAUUUCUUUGGACCCGAUACACGGAGGCUCCAAUCACAUGUGUGGAAAGUACGAUGCACUCAGAAAUUACAACAUUUUAUUUGGCAAGCUCUGACGGGCUGUAUAGCAGUCGGAGCACGACUACGGAGUCGUGGCAUGCAGAUAGAUCCACAAUGUAUGCGUUGUGGAAUGGCCCCAGAAACAGUGAAUCACACUUUGUUUGAGUGUCCACCGGCAUUACAGGUUUGGGCAUUAUCUCCAAUCCCAACGGUUCCCAAUCAAUUUCCGACAGAGGGGCUGUUUACAAAUAUGGCACACCUGUUCUGGCACUUACCAAAAGAUGAAAGGAUGGGGAUGUACCCUUGGUUAAUUUGGUACAUUUGGAAAGCUCGAAAUGAUAAGGUUAUGGAAAAUGUGGACUGGGACCCAAAUGAGAUAAUUGUUAAAGCGGCAGCGGAGAGUUUGGCAUGGGCAGCGGCCCAGGAACGACGAGCGACGGCGCAUUCCCACACAGAAACCCUAGUGCAAACACCGAUAUCAGGUGACAUUUGUCAGGUGGACGGGGCUUGGAAAGACACAGAGUGUAGAGCUGGUUUAGGAUGGUACUUUUUCAACACGGAUUCUCCUGAUAAACUUAUGGGAACAUGUAAUUUGAGGCGGGGAAUAUCCCCACUUCAGUCAGAGCUGGAGGCUCUCAUUUGGGCCAUGCAAUGCAUGAUACGGCAUAACAAAUUGGUAAUGGUGUUUCAGACGGACUGUUCCGAUGUGGUGAAGAUGGUGUCUAAACCAGAGGAGUGGCCGGCGUUCUCAACACUACUUGACGAGGUUGACAGAUGUAAGAGGAGAUUCACCUCCUUCAACAUCAUGCAUAUUCCAAGGACGAACAACACGAAGGCAGACAAGUUAGCACGAAGUGCUCGAGAUCUACCUACAGAUGUGUAUUAUGUAAACUCUAUUUCACCAGUUUGGAUUCCCGAGCUGUUGUAG
Microthlaspi erraticum is the source of this 1098-nucleotide messenger RNA. Lineage: Eukaryota; Viridiplantae; Streptophyta; Magnoliopsida; Brassicales; Brassicaceae. The record is from the annotation of a GenBank genome assembly.